Messenger RNA from Argiope bruennichi, 11632 nucleotides. RefSeq lists its product as uncharacterized. Gene Ontology annotation, molecular function: ATP binding; transforming growth factor beta receptor activity. Bases 808 to 3945 code for a protein of 1045 amino acids. Gene Ontology annotation, cellular component: signaling receptor complex; plasma membrane. The record is from RefSeq and is a predicted model, not a curated record. Lineage: Eukaryota; Metazoa; Arthropoda; Arachnida; Araneae; Araneidae. Gene Ontology annotation, biological process: protein phosphorylation; cellular response to growth factor stimulus; BMP signaling pathway. The transcript has 10 exons.
AUCUCACUCAAAUCAUUACAAUUGUGUGUUUCGUUCGUGUCGCUACUGGAGAGUAAGGGAAGUCUAUGGUAAACUUCCGCGUUUACCAUGUAGUCCAAUAUGUAAAAAAGUAACAAAAAUAAUUUUUUUUUUACCUUCAGUCAUUCUUAUUUAAAUAUUUCUGUUCCUUUUAGGAUUGGUUUUUAAAAAUUUUCAGUGUGCAGGAAAUUUAGUAUAUAUCAAAAGAACGAGCAAAAUAAUAAAAAUUAACCCUUUAGUAACUAUUGAGUUGUCUAGCAAUUUGUGCUAUAUUUUUAUAAAUUUUUUUUCGAGAUAAGAUCAGGGGAUGUAUUUGAAAAGUGCAUAGCUGUUUUUUUUUGAUAAUUUAUUCAAAAUAACUGCAUUUAUUUUGCAAGAGAUGACCUUUAGAAUUUGCUAAUCAUAUCUUUAAAUUUUUUUUUGUUAACCUCUUGAAAUUUUGAUACUUCAUGGAUUUUCAUGCGGGUGAUAAACAUAUGAUAAGAUAAAGUAAUUUUUAUGAAAAAUGAGAAUUAUGACAAUGCACGUUUUUUUAAACAGUUAAGGAAUAAAAAAAUUUUUUUUGAUGGGUGAUUAAACACUUGCAUGCCCCAAGUUGAAAAAAUUAGUUUAAAAGUCGGAAUUACAAGAUAAUUGAUAAAAAACUCGAAAUUUUAAGCGAGAUAUGGAUUUGCUUUGGAAUCAGCUGAUUUUAUCACGAACUGAAUUCAGGAGACAGUCCCUCAUAGUUGAGUCCAUUCCUCAACGGCUGUGAAAGCCUUUCCAGACUUGGGCUAGACGUCUGCCGCCAUGCGGACCACGGGGCUGUUGCAAGGGAUUAGCUACAUCGUAAUUUUUUGUAUAAUUGCAGAUAUUGCGUAUAGUGAGGCUACUUUUUGCGCCUAUUCCAAAAAAGAUACAGUUAAAUUCAAUACUUCUCCAUCAUCUUAUGAUGAUGGAGACGUUGAACCAUUUCUAACUGGGGAGUUACUGGAUGGAAAUACCACAGAGAAAUGCCCUUCUACUAACAACUGCUAUGCACUCUGGCAGGAAGAUUAUAACAACAAAAAUGCCACAGUCUUUAUUGCACAAGGUUGCUGGAGUGCUGCAGAAUUAGAUUGUAAAGAAGAUGCGUGUAUUUCUACGAAAAAACCUCAGAAAGCUGUUAAUAAUACUACGACUAAAUUUUGUUGCUGUAAAGGGAAUAUGUGCAAUGUAAAUGUUUCAGAUGGAUUUUUUCCUGUGGAAGAAAAUGAAGCACCUCCAAGAUUUGUGGAACAUGCUUCUUUUAAUCCAAUCAAUAUUGUGUUCAUUGCUGUUGCAUGUGUAAUAAUAGUCCUUGUGCCUGUAAUCAGCUUCUUAAUAUACCGGGCAUGUUCAACUUCUCAGAAACCUAGUCCUGACUCUGUUCAUUUAAUGGAGCCACCUUUACCACCUUCACCAGUCUUCAAUAUAGACAACCUGACAAUAUGUGAAAGUAUAGGCAGAGGCCGAUAUGGUCGUGUUUUUCGUGGGACUCUCUUUAAUCAAUCUGUAGCAGUUAAAAUAUUUUCAUCACAGCAUCGCCAAAUUUAUCUAAAUGAGAGAUAUACCUAUUGUCUUCCUUUCAUGGAUCACGAUAGCAUUCCAAAAUUAUUAGGUGCAGAAGAGCGUACUGGCCCAGAUGAACGCCUCGAGUACUUAUUAGUCCUAUCUUACGCACCAUUAGGCUGUUUACAAGAUUUUUUAACCAAUAACAUUAUUGAUUGGAGUACAUUCUGUACAAUGGCGCGAACUAUAACUGAAGGUCUUGCUCAUAUGCACUUGGAAAUCAGAAAAGAUGAUAAAAUUAAGAUGUGCAUUGCUCAUAGAGACUUGACAUCAAGGAAUAUCAUCAUUAGACAAGAUAAAACCUGUAUGGUGUGUGAUUUUGGAUUCGCUAUUUGUAUAUCAGGCUCAAAAUAUUAUGUUAAUGGUGAGGAACAGCUUGCUGAAUCCACUUCACUUAUGGAUGUGGGUACUUUGAGAUAUAUGGCACCUGAAGUUUUAGAAGGAGCUGUGAAUUUAAGAGAUUGCGAAUCAUCUUUGAAACAAAUUGAUGUUUAUGCUCUAGGUUUAAUAUUAUGGGAAUUGGCCACCCGCUGUUCAGAUCUUUUUCAGGGGGUGGAUGUUCCUGAGUAUAAAGCUCCAUUUGUUGCUGAAAUUGGUAAUCAUCCUUCAAUGGAACAGAUGCAGCAUCUGGUUGUAAAACGAAAGGCUCGGCCUCUUUUCCCAGAUAUAUGGAAGGACACAAAUCCUGCAAUUAGAGCACUGAAAGAAACAAUAGAAGAUUGCUGGGAUCAAGAUGCUGAAGCAAGACUAACAGCUCUUUGUGUAGAAGAAAGACUAUCUGAAUUGCCUACGUUAUGGGAUCGACAUAAAGCUGGUACAACAAUCCAAGGCGUUAGUCCAACAGUUAAUCCUACAUCAGCUGAUGUUCAUACCACAUCAAAUAUUAUUCAAGCGUCUUCCAAUGGCUGGUUUAGAGGUUCCACUUUUGAAAUGCCUAUAAUGAAAAGUAAUGCAGAUGCCUUAAGUCCAACAAACUGGGGUGUGGACAGUCGAUACAGUGGUGAUUUUAGUAUGUCAGAAAAUACAGCAGAGACAAGCAUAACAAUGUCUCCUUCAGAACUCACUCCCAGAUCGUGUCCAAGUAAUUCUAGCAGUAAUGGUAACAAUCUCAAAAAUCUCUCCACUAAUAACAAUAUUACACCUGGUCUGAAAGUAACUGUGCCAUUGCAGCCAUAUCAAGGGAAAAACCCAACCAUGGAACGAAAUUUAAUUAUGGAACCUAUUGAGGAUGUGACUAUUAGUGGAAACUCUCUAGUUGAAAAAAAUGAUAAAUUUAGCACUCGCAAUAAUUCAGCCAACAGCUUUAAUUUUGAAACAGACUUAUUUAACACACUUCAGACUAAUGAAGCAUCAGAAAGCAAUGCUCUAGUUCCAAAUGAUAUUCUUAGCCACUCAACUCGUGCAGUUAAUCCUAUUCCUUAUGUUCAAAAUGCUGUCCAUAUAGUGAGCACUAUGCCAAAGCAACCUAAUGUUCCUGGUAAUGGACAUUCUCUUCAGAUGGCAAAUGGCCACACUGUCAUGAAAGAUGCAAAAGGAACGAAAAAAAGUGCUGGAAUUGUUGGAGGUUUUAAAAAUUUCUUCAAAUUUCCAAAGGGUUCUUCAAGCACCGAACCAAAUAUUUCAGCAGUGGAAGCUGCUACUAUUCCCAAAGCUAUUGAACCUCCAACAGUUAUUGUACCCAAAUUACCAAAUGGGCACAAUACAGUUCCAAAACCUUUAGGAGUUUCAAAUCUUUCUAAAGUGCAAAGCAUGGAUACUGAAGUAUACAUCAUGGAUCCCAAUGAUGAAUUCAGUAUGACACAGACUGUUGUACGUCCAGUUGCAAAUAGGCAAAUUUACAGUCAGACAGUACCUAUAGACAAUGCUAAUGGCUUGGAUGAUGAUCGACGCAAGAAAUAUCCUUUCCAAAACGGGUUUGUUCAAAGUCAGACACAUCCUCAGCUUUGCACUGAAAGUAAUCCAAAAAUGAAAAGACCAAACACUCUACCAAUAGCAAAGUUGGAAGGUUCCAAUAAAGCUACUGUUGUGCUAGGUGCAAGCCCUGUCAAAGUUUGUCAGGAAAGUGAAUCUCGUGUUAUUAAUGUGGAUAAUUCAAGAAGUAAUGUUGAGGAAGUUAAAGAAGUCUCUUCCAGCAAUCAACUGAAAAAUCCACGCUUUUCUUUGUAUGAUGAUCGCAUUAUGACUAUUAAUACUCGUUCGUAUCAACAAAUUCAACAUACUCCAUGUAAGCUUGGAUCACCUCAUAUUUCUGCAUCUGUUCCAUUGUCUAUAGACUCUUUGUGUGAAUCUGAAGUCACUAAUUUUCAUAAUACUUAUCAAUCACCAGGUUCACAAUCUAGAAUUAAUGAUAAUCAAUGAUAAUAUAUAUAUAUAUAUAUAUAUAAUGCUAAUUUAUAAUUUUAUGAAAAAUGACAUGGAAAUGAAUUUUUGUAUUAAAAAGAAUCUGCUAUAUAAUAUUUAAAAAAUUGGCUUCAUAUAAUUCUCUCACUGCUGCAGUUUGCAUUUUAUCUGCAGUUGUUAUGACGUGUUAAAAUCUUUAUACUUUUAUGACAGAAAUAGACAGUAUUUAACUUUGUUUAAAAAUUUGAUUUCAAGCAUUAAAUUAAAUCUAUUGAAAUAUUGUGUAUGAAUUUUAAUAGAUUAAAGAAGAAAAUUUCAAUUUGACCAUCAAAAUAUCACCCUAAAUUUUAUGCAUCCAAAUGAAUAUUUCAAACUUUAACAAAGCUAGGUUACUAAAAAAUGACAUGGUUUAUAUAAUUUUUUUCACUAGUUAAAUAAGAUAAUUUAACAUUGGGAUAGCUUAACAGUUAAAAAAAUAUUUACCUUUGAUGAUAUACCAUGAUUUUAAAAAUUAGGACAGUUUUUGCAUUUUAUGAAUGAAAUUGUUUGUGUAUAUAUAUGUGUGUCAUAAAGGUGAUGUUAGUGUAAAUAAUUGUUUUUAUGUUGCUUUUGUAGAUUUAUUUUCAUAAUUUGCCUUCAUGAAUUAGAUUUUAUAUGUUUAUAGAAUUUGUGAUAAACCUUUCCUUGUUCGGAAGUAAAUUAAAAGAAAAAGAUCGAUUAAAAAAGUGUUUAAAAUUAUUUAUAAUCUUAUUGGCUGUGUAAUCAUUUUUUAUCUUUAAUUUGUCAAUAUCUCAUAUGUUCAAUCUUUCCCCCUCGGAAAAUAAUGAAUAAUAAAUGAAGCAAUGCCUUGUAUUACAAAUUAAUUAUGAAACUAUAUCUUCUAGUAAAAUUAUCUCAUAAUGGGAAAAAUUGGUAUUAUUUAUAUAUCUGUGACUUACUCAUUUUUGUGUUCGGUUUAAGAUUUGUAGCAUAGCAGAUAAAUUUAAUUUUUUCUCUUAUCCAAGUAGUGUUUCAUAUAACAAUAAUGCACAAAAAGCUGAAUUCAUUGCUAAGAUUUCGUAUUCAGUGACAAUUAAGAAAGGAAAAUAAAAGUUCUCACAGGACAAUUUUAAUAAUUCUCAUUUUAUAACAGGCUUUUAGCUUAUAAUAUUUAUAGACUUAUACUGAACCAUGCUCUAUAUAGCUGAGGUUUCUCACUGAAAUUAUUAACAAUAGAAUAUCUUUUAUUAACAGGAUAAUAGUGAUGACCUCUGGGAAACUGCUUACUAUGCAAAUAGAAGUUCAAAUCCAUUUUUAAACUCAAUAACAAAUAUUAGUACACAAUACUAGCCUUUAGAUAGUGGGUACAUAUUGCUUAGAGCAUUUGCCUGUUUCUAUAGAGUUUUGUUACUUAUUACAAGAAUAAAGCAUAAAAUUUUGUAGAAAAUCCAUGGCACAUUUUUAUACUGCUUAUUUCAGAUAUGAUAGCAUAUGCCAAGUUCAGCUUCACAAGCUAAAAUGUAUUUAAUGAAAUUAUGUUGCUUAAAUUACAACCUUGGUUUAAGGCUAUAAAUAAUAUGAUUAUUUUCCUAUGCUUAUAAAUGAUAGAGGUAAAUAGUAUUAUUUAAAUGUUUGCAGAAGUUUGACAAAUAACACAGCUUUUAUUACAGUUUAAUAAUUAUGAAAUUUGAACACUUUGGCACUAAGCCAGCUUUAAAAGGAACAAUCCCAUUUUGACUGAGAUUAUUUUAAAUAAAAUUAAUUAGAUAAGUAUACUUGAGCGACUUUGUUUUAUCUUAUAUCUUGAAAAUUUUAAUAAAAAAAUGCAUAGAAUAUUUUGGUUUAAUAUAUCUGUGAAUUAUACUUUAUUAGGAAUGGAAUAAUUUACAUACUGUUUUGCACCAGAAUUGACAGAUUGAUGUAUAAAUGCUUGAAAUAACAUUCUUUUCUCCUUUUAUGCUAUAUAAUUUGACUGUUUAGUCUUUUUUUUUCUAUUAUUUGGUUUGUUGGGGGAUAUUGGCAAUGUAUAAUUUAAUUAAAUACAACCAAUUUUCAUAGUCCAUAUACAGAAAUAUUCUUAUGCAUAACGUGAAGUUUCACGAUUCCCUUAAAGUAUUUUUAAGCAUAAAAUUGUAAUACCAUUUAUUCUAUUAUGUUUGUUUUGCUUAUUACAUAAAUGAGACUACCUAAUUAAUUCAAGUUUCAUGGCAUUAUAGGAUGGUUAAAAAUAUGAUUGUGAAAAUCUUUUUAAUUGUAUAUUGUUUCUCGUAGUAUUGUAAUUUCAUAUUCUUAUUCCUCAUGGAAACUGCAAAUAAUAAAUAGAAUUUUUCUUCAUCCAUUGUUGGAAGCUAAAUGAUAAAAUAUUUGAUGAAGCAAUGAAAAUAAUUUAACCACUUAAGGAUCAAAUUAUUUUUUAAUGCCAUAUAUACUAAUAAAUGUAAUGCAAAUAAACUCGGGUUACUUCCUUAAAAGGUUAAAUUUCAUUGAUACUAAGAAAACUUGUUGAAAAUUAUGUAAAAAUACUUCUUAAGAAAAUUGUUAAAAUUUAAGACAAAAUUACAUAUUUUAAUCAAAAAAUUAUUUUUAAAAUGGUGUAAAAAAACAGUUUUAUUCUGUGAUAUUUUCAGGAGCUUCAAUAUUAUAUAACAUAAUUUUAAUUUAUCAAAAUUCUAUGUAAAAUUUUUAAAAACCUCCAAGUUAAAUCUAUGUCAAAUUUAAUAAUACUACAUCAAACAGUUUGUCUUGUAGAAUGUCAACAGAUGCAUAUUCUCCUUUAUUAUUAUUAGAGAUCUAAAAUGCUCUAGAUCUACAUUUACAUGUACAAUAGAGAUAUAAAUCAUGUAUCUUUUAAUUUUUCUAGAUUAAUUUUUUUUCUUUUAAUUUUUAGUGUGAGAGAAAAAAUUUUUUAGGUCCAUUCUAUUUAAAGAAAGAAAUAUCAAAAACUUAGCAUAUUUAUUAUAAUGACAAAAAAUAUAUGAAAUCCAAAAAAGAUGAACGACAUUUUGAUAUUAAACAUAUUAAUUUAAAUAUAUAAUAAUGCAAAUUUCUGCAAACAUUCAACCUGAUAAUGUUUAAGAAUCGGUCUUUAAUUAUAUGUAAUUAAUUAAUUUAUUGUAAAACACUUAGCAUUUUAGUUCUUUCUUUACUUGUAAAUUACUCUUUUUAAUAUGAUUACUUUAAUUACAUAAUAUCUUAGAUUUUCUUUUAAUUGCUAACUACUAAAUUUUUCUUAUUGCACCUGGUAUAAUUUACAUUGAAAAUGUUUUCACUUUGCAUAUAACUAUUAUUAUUAUUUUUAAUUAGGACAUGAAAGAUUAUAUAUAAAAUCUUUUUAUUAAACCUACAUUAUGAAAAGAAAGCUACAUUGUAAUGUAAGGAAGUCAGUAUUUUCUGCUUGUAUCAGUUCUAAGAAAUAUAAUCGAAAAAUUACAAUUUUUCAUCUUAUUCUUUUAUUCCAUUGUGUUUAUGAAAAUUUAUAAUUAAUUUGAUUUAAUUCUAGCAUAGCUUUAAUAAAUUUAUUGAUAAUAAUGAAAUUUUUUCUCAAGGAACAUUUUUAAGUUUUCUCAAUGAUAACUUAAAAUUUGUUUUCCACAUAAGAUUACAUAUUCUAUUUUGAGUCAUGAUUUUAUAUUUUUGCAUAAUCCUUAACAUUUGUUGAAUAAUAGCAAAAUUACAUAAUAUUUGCAUUUGAAACAUUCAAUUUUUUUAAUCAUAAAAAUGCAACAAAGCCCUAUUGUGACUUCUAAUUUUGCUUUUAAUUAUAUAGUGUUUCUAUUCCAUAGUAAUAAGGAAAUUAAUUAAAUCGUUCAUUGUUCUGAAAUCUUUUUAAGAGGAUGUGAAAUGCUACAUUUAAAAAAGAAAAGCAUGCCACAAAAAAAAAUUUAAUUUAUCCAGAUUUCUGAAACAUUCCAAUUAAUUCUUGAUUAUAAUUUGUGUAUUUAAAUUAAAUUGGUUUGCUUUUGAAGAAAUUUUAAAUAUGUUUAAUCAGUUAUUAACAAAUACGUGAUCAAUAAAUUUUAAAAAAUGUAAACAUUUUGGAUUAUUUUUUUAUCAAUAUAAAUCAAUUCCAUAUUAGUGUACCCUGCACCUGAUCCUCAAAUAAAUAAAUAAAUAAUUUGAUUAUUAAUAUUUUAAAUUUGAAAUGAACUUUAAAUUUUUUUUUGCAAGAUUUGAAUUAAAUUUACUUUUUUAAAUAGCUUUUAGCUUAGUAAUGUUUAUUAAUUAUUGCUUGUGUGUUUAAAUAUUUUUCUUUCAUUGAAGAGAAUUUUGAAAGUCAUUACCUUAAAAUAAAAUAUAUGUGAUUAUUGCGAUGAUUGUAUUUACUGUAUGUAGAACAACUUAAAAAAAUAACACCAAUGUGUAUUUUUUAAAAAAAAAUUUCUUCAAGCAUUGUUUGCUUCUCAUAAUGAAAUAGUUAAUUAUGAAGAAGAGAUUUUUACAAAUGAUGAAAAAAUAUUUAAAAAAGAAAAGAAAUGCUAUAUUGACUACGGUUUCAAAAGUCUUUUGAUUACAAUUCGAGUGCAUAGUAAAGCAUUAAUGAGUAUUAAUAUUUUACCUUAAACACAUUUCUAAUAAAAUUUAAAUUUUGGUUUUUUUAUUAUACAUUUCAAAUUAUAUAAAAUAACUAGUAGUGAAUAUUUAUAAAAAAGUUUGAUGUUUUCCAUUUAAUGAUUCAAUUAUAUUGAAACAAAAUUAUGAUUGCAUAUUUUUUAAGCAUGCACACAAGCAAAGAACUUUUGUUCUUUGAUUCAUGGGUGCUAUCUGUAGGAGAAUUCUAUAAUUAGUUUCUGUUAUUCAAAUUCAUUUUAAGAUUAUCAUUAUUUAAUAAACCUUAUUCUAAAAUACAUGUCUGUUUAAUUAUUUCAUACCAUGAAAUGGAUGCAACUCUACAUAAUUCACUCUCUUCCCCUCCCUUACAGUUAUGUAAAAUGUAAUAUCUUUUAGAUUUCAUCAAGAAAUAAUUUCAUAUGCUUAUGUUGGGAAAAUGUAUUUGCUCUUGAUAUUGAUGGUUGCUUAAUUAAAAUGUUUAAAUAAAUUUUAAUGCAAUUUGUGGCAUACUUUUUUUUUAUUUGAUCGUAAUCAUUUGACCAUUUUUGCUUCUAUUUGUGGAUUCCAAAUGUUGAAUAUGGAAUUAUUUAGAAGUUACACAUGUUUUAUAAGCUGUAUUAUAAAACAUGUGUACCACAUCUAUCCAUUUGAUUUAUCUAAGGAAUUUUAAAGUACAAAAAUGAUGGUAAUAAUAUAAGUUUGAUAAUUCUAUAGUUUAUCAAGUUUAAUAUUUGCCUUGAGUAAUUUAAAAAAAAAUCUAACUCCGGUAUCAUAUGCUGUUAGAUUUAAAUUUAAAAACUUGAUUUUCUCUUUAGAUUAUUAAAAGAGAAUGUCUGCAAAUAAUAUUAUAGGACUGAGUGCAAUAUAAAAUGCAUUAGUUGAAGAAUUUUUGAAUUGAAACAUUUGUAUUCUUUACUGUUGGGAUCACAACUUAAGCUUAAUUUCAUAAUGUAUUUGAAAAAAAUUUGGAAUUAAAGCAAUGUUUCAGAAAAAAAAAAAAGUGUACUUUAGAAUAAUAAUGAAUGCUGUAAUCUUUAUUACAUGUUGUAAAUAAUAAUAUAGACAUUAAAACUGUUAGUCAUGGAAAAAGGAUAAAGAUUCUUUUGAAACUUAUACAUUGAUAGUCAGAGAAGCUUCAUCCCUUUUCAGCAUUAAACAUUUUUCUUGUUAUUGUUUUCUAUAACAUACUUAUUUAGAAAAUGCCCCAACAAUAAUAAAUAUUAUUGUGAAUAUGAGUAUUUAUGUAAAAAAAAAAAAAAAUUAAAUAAUUGAAAUAUUUGUCUAAAUAUUAUUUCACAAACUUAGGCUGAUUAAAAAUUUUACCCCUUUGAGAUACUUCAAAAUUUUCAUUUUAAGUUUAUAUAUAUAUAUAUAUAUAAUAUGCAGAAGUGUUGUCAAGUUUAUAUUAAUAGCCAAAGAGUUUAAGCUUUAUUGAAGCUGAGCAUGUAAGCUAAAUGAAUCUGCCUGCAAAAUGAUUCUUGCACAUUAAUACUGAUUCUUCUGCAUCAAGUUAAAUUAAUCAUCAAAAGAUUUAUGCUAAAUGGCAAAAAAAUAAAUUUUGCACACACUCUCCGUUUUUUAUUUCUUACAAAUGGUUAAAAUCUAGCAAAUGCAAUGCUAUUAAGAAUUUUUCAUUUUAAGUUAAUGUUUUGUAACCUAAAAUAAUAAGUUUUGUUUAAUUUAAGUAAAAUAAUGUAUUUUAUUAAAUUAAUAAUAUAACAAAUUGCUUAUGAGAGUAUACUUUUGUAAGCAUUAUUGCACUCAGUACCUUUAAUACUAAAAUAUGAAAGCCUUAAUAAUAUGGUGCCUUUCUUGUUAUGAAUUCCAAAGUAGUAAUUUUAAUUUAUACUUUCAUCUUAUUUAUAUAUGAAAUGUUGCAAUAUUUUCUCCCCUUCUCUUUGCUUUGUAUAUAGUUCUGAAAUUUGCAGUAAUUUUUAAACUGGGUCCACACAGUUGUCUUAUAUUCUUAUUAGAAAUAAUAAUUAAGAGGUGUUUUCUUCCAUUAUAUAAAAGAGAGAGAAAAGUACAUGUCUUGUUAAUUAUGACUGUUUUUAAUAUUACUUAAUAUUUUAAUUUAUAAUUUGAAAAUGAGUGUAAAAAUUUAAGUUAAAUGCUGGCAUUUUGAUAUUUUUGAAGAAAAAAAUUGUAGAUGAAAUGUGAAAAGCUCUUUCAUACUUAACAUAAUUGUGAAAUAGUUAAGAACAAUUUGCUUUAAUUAUUUCAAACUAUAUGUUUUUGGACUGAAAAGUGCUUUACUUAAUUUUUCUCUUCAACUCUUGAUCUUUUUUUCAGCAUGUAACUUUUCAUCUGUCAUUGUGAUAUUUCAAGGCAGACACAAAAUAAUUGCUUUUUUUUUGUAUCAAAUGUAGUUUGUUAUGACAGUUUUUACUGUCGUUGUCAGUCAUGAUGUAUUAAUAUAUAAAGUAUCUAUAUGCAAACUUAUAUAUCUAUAUUAAAAAUGUGAUAAAACUAUUGUUAAUAUAUAUCGUUGGCUGUUAAACGUUCCAUUUGUGCAUAAAGUGCAUACAGGGUUUUCUUUUCCUUUACCCCUCCCCAAGUUUUGUGACAGUUUGUAAUAGAAAUAACUAUUGUGUUUAGGAUAAUUAAAAUAUGCAGUUAAUAAGUUCUGUAAUUUAAUUUUAACUUCUAGCUGCCAUAGCUAGUUCUGAGAUGUAUUAAAUAAAUGUAAUAAGUGAUGUAUAUAAUGUGCAUAACAUAUUCUAUAGCACAAAGUAAUUAGUUUCUUUCUUCCAUUUAUUUAUAAAUAAUCUGUGGUUAGUUUUAUUUCCUUCCUAAAGUUUUGUUCUAAAUUUGAAAGGGCACAGAAAAUUGUUUUCGCACUGCUUUCUACUAAACUUUUCUAAAAUUUAUCUUUUUAAAAAAAUUAAUAAUCAAUAAUUCUAUCAUUAAACCAGUUCUUUUAAAGCUUACAUGCAAGAUAGGAUUAAGAGCUUAUUAGUAUGCUCAAACUAGUGAAAAGAAUACUUUUCUCAAACAUCUGUGUGAUAUAUUUAGACAGCUAAUUUUCCAGUUGUUUUUGGUGCUUAUUUAAAGUGAUUAUUGUAUUUAUUAAAGACAUUCAUGCAGAUUUAUUUAUGGCUUCAACAGCUGACUGAUUUUAAUAUUUUCCUGAUUUAUUAAGUAUUUGAAGAUAUAUUAAAUCUGUUUCACAAAUGGU